AUGGCGACGGCUUACAACAUUAAGGUCCCGGUUGGAAACACUGGGUUGUGGAAGUUCAAUCAGCAGGAUGCCUCCGCGAAUAAGGUGUCUGAGCUUCUGCAAAAGGACCUCGAAAUACCUCAUCACCUCCUUGCCCUCUACGGCACUGGCGCCGACUCUGAUGCUCUCCAACUCGCAUGGAAAGACAAUGCAAACUACCAGCGUCCAGCCAAGGACCCCAGCAACGGCGUCGCAGACGAGCUACACGACUGGGACAAGGCGCAAAAGUAUCUCGGCAGGGAGAAGCACUAUCCCGACUUCCUCCUCUUCUUCCAGCGCGAGAUCGAGAAGAAGGGAUGGGAGGAGACGCUUAACGAGUACCUCUUCAAGGGUGACGCGCGCGCCGAGGACAUGUUUCAGCGUAUGUCUGCGGGGUUCCUGCACCCCAUCAUUCAGCUCAUGUACGGCGUCGAGUGGGAGCAGCCGGCCAUCGUCGCCGAGGCCCUGGCAGAGGCUUCUGUGCACAAGAACCAGCUUGGUGAAUUCUUCAAUGAGGCCGAGAAGAACGCAAAGAAUGCGAAGACGCCGAUGCCCGAAGUCAUGGAUUUGAUCGAGGAGAUUAGAGGGAGGGAGAAGUUGGUGAACUCGGUACAGAUGAAGGAUUCGAACAAGGUUUUUGACGGGGUUCUCAAGCGUGCGCCAGGUGAGAUGAUGGAGAUUGUGAGCAAGGUAAAGGUCUUGCCUGAGGAACUUGAUGAGAGGACCGCAGAGAUGUUCCACGCGAGUUGCUAUGUUGCUGGGACUGCAGCAAUAAAGCCUGGAAAGGAGACCAGAUGGGACUUCUUCUUGAUCCACCACGUCAACGCAUCGCCAAUCUUCCUCUGCUUCAACUCCAAAUCUUGGAUCUCCACAGAGAACAAGAUUCGGAUGCUGGAACACAAAAUCCGUAUGGACCUCGUCCAGUACGCGGCGCGCGGUAGUCCGCAGAUCCGCGCCGACGCGAUCAGCUCGUACAGGCCGAAGGACAAGGACCAGAACAAGCACCUCGUCUCCAAGCCUACAGGUUACUUCAGUCGCUCAAGUCAAUGA
This is a messenger RNA of Colletotrichum chrysophilum, 1068 nucleotides long. RefSeq lists its product as uncharacterized. Gene Ontology annotation, molecular function: oxidoreductase activity. The record is from RefSeq and is a predicted model, not a curated record. Lineage: Eukaryota; Fungi; Ascomycota; Sordariomycetes; Glomerellales; Glomerellaceae. The coding region runs from base 1 to 1068 and encodes 355 amino acids. The transcript has 3 exons.